Molecule: messenger RNA, 2928 nt
Organism: Lactuca virosa
Lineage: Eukaryota; Viridiplantae; Streptophyta; Magnoliopsida; Asterales; Asteraceae
Source: the annotation of a GenBank genome assembly
AUGUUAUCCAUCGCCAAACUUCCCCGCUACCCUAUUUCCGGUAUAGUUGCAACACCUUCAUAUACUGCUCUUAAAAUCAGCAUCCCAAAAUCUAUAGACCAAUUUGCAAGCAUUGACCAAACAGACCUCACAGAUUUGGUCAAAUCCAAAAACUUGGAGAUCCUUGGAAAUUUAAAUGGUGUCACAGGCUUGGCUGAAUCUCUACGGACCAAUCUCGAGCAUGGAAUCAGUGAUUCCGAGAUGGAAACACGAAAAACCGCAUUUGGUUUCAAUACUUACAAUAAACCACCCCCGAAAGGGUUUGUUUACUUUGUGGUGGAGGCUUUUAAGGACCCCACGAUUCUGAUAUUACUCGCAUGUGCAGCACUUUCGCUUGGGUUUGGAAUCAAAGAAGAAGGGGCGAAAGAAGGGUGGUACGAAGGUGGGAGCAUCUUCGUGGCAGUUUUUUUAGUUAUUGCUGUUUCUGCGGUUAGUAACUUCCGGCAAGAAAGACAGUUUGACAAGUUGUCAAAAAUAAGUAAUAAUAUAAAAAUCGAUGCAAUACGAGAUGGAAGGCGACAAAAGAUAUUGAUUUUCGAUGUGGUGGUUGGAGACGUUGUGAUUCUUAACAUCGGAGAUCAGAUUCCGGCGGACGGAUUGUUCAUCGAUGGUUACUCUUUGCUUGUGGAUGAAUCGAGCAUGACCGGAGAAAGUGAUCAUAUAGACAUUGAUUCCAUCCGGAAUCCGUUUUUGAUUUCCGGUUCAAAAGUGGCAGACGGGCAUGGCCGAAUGCUUGUGGUAUCGGUCGGAAUGAACACCGCUUGGGGAAAGAUGAUGAGCUCCGUAACCGGUGAUUCCAACGAACAAACGCCGCUACAAGCUCGUCUUAAUAAACUCACGUCUUCAAUCGGGAAAGUCGGUCUUGCAGUUGCUUUCCUUGUUCUUGUGGUCAUGUUAAUCCGGUAUUUCACCGGAAACACAGAAGACGAACACGGGAAUCGGGAAUACAACGGGAAAAGGACAGAUACGAACGAUAUACUCAAUUCCGUUACACGUAUUUUCGCGGCGGCGGUGACGAUUGUUGUGGUGGCGAUCCCGGAAGGAUUACCGCUAGCUGUUACACUCACGCUCGCUUACUCCAUGAAACGAAUGAUGGCGGAUCAAGCCAUGGUUAGAAAGUUGUCCGCCUGUGAAACCAUGGGUUCCGCCACUGUUAUAUGCACUGAUAAAACCGGGACCUUAACCAUGAACCAAAUGAAAGUUACAAAAUUCUGGCUCGGCCUCGAUCUCAUUGAAGACAAUUCCUCUAAUUCCAAUACAAUAGAUACGCAAGUCAUCGGACUUUACCAUCAAGGAAUCGGUUUAAAUACAACCGGUACCGUUUACAACUCCGGAACCGGAAUAGAGUAUUCCGGCAGUCCAACCGAAAAGGCGAUUUUGUCAUGGGCGGUAACGAAUUUGGGUAUGGAUAUGGAGAAACUGAAACGGGAUUGUACCGUUUUGCAUGUCGAGACGUUUAAUUCCGAGAAGAAACGGAGUGGGAUUUCGGUUACGAAGAAAGAAGAUGACACUGUACACGUCCACUGGAAAGGAGCUGCUGAAAUCAUACUAGCAAUGUGUUCAAAUUAUUAUCAGAAAUCCGGUGUUCUAAAGCCUAUAAAUCACGAAGAAAAGACACGCCUCGAGAACAUAAUCCAAGGAAUGGCAGCAAGCAGCCUGAGAUGCAUCGCCUUCGCUCAUAAACAGAUUCCAAAUGGUACGAAUUACAAAACACUAAACGAAGAACAAUUGACAUUGUUGGGAAUUGUAGGGAUUAAGGACCCGUGUAGACCAGGGGCAAAAGAAGCCAUAGACGCAUGCAGAUCUGCUGGGGUGGAGAUCAAAAUGAUAACAGGUGACAAUGUGUUCACAGCAAAAGCCAUAGCUACAGAAUGUGGGAUUCUGAAAGGAGGUCAAACGGUCAACAAAGGUGAAGUGAUAGAAGGCGAGGAGUUCCGAAACUACACAGACGAUGAAAGAAUGGAAAAAGUCGAUAAUAUAAAAGUAAUGGCGAGAUCGUCUCCUUUUGACAAGCUUCUAAUGGUGCAGUGUCUUAAAAAGAAAGGUCAUGUGGUUGCAGUCACGGGUGAUGGAACAAACGAUGCACCGGCUCUAAAAGAAGCCGAUAUCGGGCUUUCAAUGGGGAUUCAAGGAACCGAAGUGGCUAAAGAAAGUUCGGAUAUUGUCAUUUUAGAUGACGAUUUCGCUUCUGUUGCAGUUGUUUUAAGAUGGGGUCGGUGUGUGUACAACAACAUACAAAAGUUUAUUCAAUUUCAACUCACUGUGAAUGUUGCAGCUCUUGUUAUAAACUUCGUUGCAGCUGUAUCAGCUGGUGAUGUCCCGUUAACAGCUGUCCAACUAUUAUGGGUCAAUCUGAUUAUGGAUACUUUAGGUGCACUAGCACUUGCCACGGAGCGACCCACUAAAGAACUGAUGCAUAACCCUCCCGUGGGUCGGGUCGCCCCGCUUAUAACGAAUGUGAUGUGGAGGAACUUAUUGGCACAAGCUAUGUAUCAGAUAACGGUUCUUUUGACGUUUCAGUUUAAAGGUAAAUCGAUCUUUAAUGUUGAUGAGAGAGUGAAGAAUACGAUUAUCUUCAAUACUUUUGUGUUCUGUCAAGUGUUUAAUGAAUUCAACUCGAGGAAGCUGGAGAAGAGGAAUGUGUUUCAAGGGCUUCAUAAGAACAGAUUGUUUAUUGGGAUUAUUACCGUGACUGUUGCUCUUCAGAUUGUGAUGGUGGAGUUUUUAAAGAAUUUUGCAGAUACUGAGAAACUGAAUUGGGGGCAGUGGGGGAUUUGUAUAGCAAUUGCAGCAUUGUCAUGGCCUAUUGGUUGGUUUGUGAAGUUGAUACCAGUGCCAGAUAAACCGUUUUUAGACUAUAUACGACUAAUACGAAGGUGGAUUUGGUAA